UUUUGACUCAUCCGCUUCGCUUCUUCCUCCUGGCCGAAAUAAAAUAGUUUCCCAUUUAAAAUGUCAACUUCGCCAACUCCAACACUCCAGCGUCAACUCCAGCUUCAACUUCGCCGUCUCCUCUCCACAAAAUAUAUAUCACGAACAAUGGCUGCCCGUCCCCUGGCCAGGGCUGUUGCCCGUCAGCUAUCCCAGUCGGCGUCUGCCGUCUCUCGGAGGUCGUUUGUUGCGGCUGCAAGCUCUCGUCCAACCCUGGUCGCUGCCAGCAGAGCUGCCAUUGCCUCCCCGGUCACGCAGCAAAUCCGGGGUGUCAAGACCAUCGACUUUGCCGGCACCAAGGAGACCGUCUACGAGCGGGAGGACUGGCCACGCGAGAAGCUCCUGGAGUACUUUAAGAACGACACCCUCGCCCUCAUCGGAUACGGUUCCCAGGGCCACGGCCAGGGGCUUAACCUGCGUGACAACGGUCUCAACGUCAUUGUAGGUGUCCGAAAGGACGGUGCGUCGUGGAAAGAGGCCAUCCAGGAUGGCUGGAUCCCCGGCAAGAACUUGUUCGAUGUCACCGAGGCCAUCAAGAAGGGAACCAUCGUCAUGAACUUGCUCAGCGAUGCCGCCCAGAGUGAGACAUGGCCUACCAUCAAGCCUCUUCUUACUAAGGAAAAGACUCUCUACUUCUCGCACGGCUUCUCUCCCGUCUUCAAGGACCUGACUAAAGUGGACGUGCCAAAGGACAUUGAUGUCAUCCUGGUCGCACCCAAGGGCUCUGGCCGAACCGUUCGCUCUCUCUUCCGUGAAGGCCGUGGUAUCAAUUCUUCCGUUGCCGUCUUCCAGGAUGUAACCGGAAAGGCCGAGGAAAAGGCCGUGGCUCUCGGUGUUGCUGUUGGUAGCGGAUACCUCUACAAGACCACCUUUGAGAAGGAGGUGUACUCUGACCUCUACGGCGAGCGUGGUUGCUUGAUGGGUGGCAUCCAUGGCAUGUUCCUCGCGCAGUACGAGGUCCUUCGCGAGAGAGGCCACAGCCCCAGCGAAGCCUUCAACGAGACUGUCGAGGAGGCUACCCAGAGUCUGUAUCCUCUCAUUGGUGCCAAUGGAAUGGACUGGAUGUACGCCGCCUGCUCCACGACUGCUCGCCGUGGUGCCAUUGACUGGAGCAGCAAAUUCAAGGACACCCUCAAGCCCGUCUUCAAUGAACUGUAUGACAGCGUGAAGGAUGGCAAGGAAACUAAGCGCUCGUUGGAUUACAACUCGCAGAAGGACUACCGAGAGAAGUACGAGAAGGAGAUGCAGGAGAUCCGCGACCUAGAGAUCUGGAGAGCCGGAAAGGCUGUCAGGUAAGUACCACUUGCUGUAUCAUUGCUUCAUGCUCACACUAACACUUUCUUCCUACCUAGAUCCCUGCGGCCGGAAAACCAGAAAUAGACAUAGCCCUAUUCUCUUGACCGCUUGACCGACCGAUACCCCCGGGCUUCAUGUUUCUAUCUCUUUUGUACCCUGUCUGAGCUGUUCCUCUUUGUACCAUUACCUUUAGGUUACCGCCAAAUAGCUUGGUCGUUUCUUUUCAUUUUUUUUUUUAAUUUUUUUUGUUACCUAUACAGGGAAUACAAAAGAGACUGCAGCAGUUCAACCUCCAUCCUCAUAUUCUCCACCUACAGUGCAAGUAUCAUAUCUCACAUCGGAAUCAAAGACCACUUCUCCUUGAUAGUGUUUUUAUUUUUCGCUUCGUCAUCCUUGUCCCUGAGCCGUCUAGCUUGUUCCGGAGUUAAUUGGCCAAGUCUCCGUGGUUCCAAGACUCCCGUCUUGCCUGCGAAAAGGGGUUCCAGUAGGUUUGGGUUGCUGUUGGGAACGGGAUAGUCGCAUAAGAAUUUAUGAAGCCCAAGCACGUCGC
Molecule: messenger RNA, 1885 nt
Organism: Trichophyton rubrum CBS 118892
Lineage: Eukaryota; Fungi; Ascomycota; Eurotiomycetes; Onygenales; Arthrodermataceae
Product: ketol-acid reductoisomerase, mitochondrial
Exons: 4
Coding region: 61-1335 (424 amino acids)
Biological process (GO): L-valine biosynthetic process
Cellular component (GO): mitochondrion
Molecular function (GO): ketol-acid reductoisomerase activity
Source: RefSeq, a predicted model, not a curated record